This is a messenger RNA of Chenopodium quinoa (quinoa), 1903 nucleotides long. Its product is annotated as choline/ethanolaminephosphotransferase 1-like. The coding region runs from base 327 to 1496 and encodes 389 amino acids. Gene Ontology annotation, molecular function: phosphotransferase activity, for other substituted phosphate groups. Lineage: Eukaryota; Viridiplantae; Streptophyta; Magnoliopsida; Caryophyllales; Amaranthaceae. The transcript is spliced from 20 exons. Gene Ontology annotation, biological process: phospholipid biosynthetic process. Gene Ontology annotation, cellular component: membrane. The record is from RefSeq and is a predicted model, not a curated record.
AGACCUUCUCCCGUAAAUAGCGUAAAUUCGAAGCUCAUAUAUUUGUCGAAUGCACGUGUCUUAACCGUAAAAGCCAAACAACUCCAGCUCUCCUAUUCCCUCUCGACACUCCCGCCAUCUCACUCCCAUUUUCUCUGCCAACCGCCGCCGCACCACCGCCCUUCUCCUCCGACUCGCUGCCCAUCUCCGCCGGAAAACUACUUCGCGGUUGGUUGUCAGCCUGCUGCAGUGUCCGCACUUCUGUCGUUGUUUAAUAUAAGUUGCCACUGCUGAAUUGAAGUUUCUGGAAUCUUUGGUUUACUAACAAUUGUGAGAGAGAAGGAAGAAUGGGGUAUAUUGGAAAUCAUGGUAUUGCAGCGCUACAUAAGCACAAGUAUAGCGGUGAGGAUCACUCAUAUGUGGCCAAAUAUAUAUUACAACCAUUCUGGACUCGUUUCGUGCUUCUUUUCCCUCUUUGGGUGCCUCCAAAUGUGAUAACACUUACAGGAUUCAUGUUCUUAGUAACUUCUGCAUUGCUUGGAUAUAUAUAUUCACCUCGUCUAGAUACACCGCCACCUAGAUGGGUUCAUUUCAUGCAUGGAUUACUGCUCUUUUUAUACCAGACCUUUGAUGCGGUGGAUGGGAAGCAAGCCAGACGUACCAAUUCUUCAAGUCCAUUGGGAGAGCUUUUUGAUCAUGGAUGUGAUGCUCUCGGUUGUGCACUUGAAGCCCUUGCUUUUGGGAGUACAGCUAUGUGUGGAAGGGCAACUUUCUUGUUUUGGGUGAUAGCAGCUGUUCCAUUUUAUGGUGCAACUUGGGAAAACUACUUCACGAACAUUCUAAUUCUUCCUGUAGUCAACGGACCUACAGAAGGUCUCAUGCUGAUAUAUUUCUGCCACUUCUUCACAACUUUUGUAGGUGCUGAAUGGUGGGCUCAACAGUUUGGACUAUCAAUUCCCUUCUUGAGCUGGGUGCCAUUUUUAAAUGGGAUCCCAACAUACCAAGCUGCGUUGUACCUAAUGAUAGCUUCUGGUGUGAUACCUACUGUUGUAUUUAACAUACAGAAUGUCUACAGCGUAGUUAAAGUGAAAAAAGGAAAUAUGCUGCUUGCAUUAGCUAUGCUUUAUCCAUUCGUGGCUCUCCUUGUCGGAAUUUUUCUUUGGGAUUAUUUAUCUCCAGCUGAUAUAAUGGGCAACUAUCCCCAUCUUGUUGUGGUGGGAACUGGACUUGCAUUUGGAUUCCUUGUGGGUAGGAUGAUUUUGUCUCACUUGUGUGAUGAGCCUAAGGGUCUUAAAACGAGCAUGUCUAUGUGUCUUCUGUAUCUACCUCUGGCCAUUGCAAAUGCUUUGACUGCUAAACUAAAUGGCGGAGUUCCUUUAGUUGAUGAGCUCUUGGUGCUGCUUGGUUAUUGUGCAUUUACUGCUUGUGUGUACUUGCACUUUGCAACAUCAGUCAUUCAUGAAAUCACUGCGGCAUUGGGAAUUUGCUGCUUCAGGAUUACUAAGAAAGAAGCAUAAGGAAUGUUAAGAGUUCUUGAACCCUCCUUCCCCCUUGGUUACCUUUUUUCCUAGGUGUUGCAGGUCAAUCCAUCAAGACUGGCUUAUUCAAAAUUUAUUGGAACCACUUUUUGCUGUGGACCGCAUGAUUUCAGAAAUUCAACCAAGAUUGGAAGUUGUACGGAAUUAUGAUAUAAUGUUAUGUUAUCGAUCUGAUUUCACAACCCUUGAAAAGGCCAUGUUAUAAAAUCACAAGUGCUUAGUAAUCUUGAGCAUUAUGAUGUUUUUGGCCUUUUUACAGAAUCACAAGGGUGUCAUAAGCUUUCAUAUUCUGCAAUGUAUGAACUGAUACUGUAGAAAUUUUGCUUGCAAAAUGCAAUGCUUUUUUGAUCUAAACGAAUACUGCUGAAUAAUUCUGAUUUCUUCUA